Molecule: messenger RNA, 1248 nt
Organism: Malania oleifera
Lineage: Eukaryota; Viridiplantae; Streptophyta; Magnoliopsida; Santalales; Ximeniaceae
Product: probable F-box protein At4g22030
Exons: 1
Coding region: 1-1248 (415 amino acids)
Source: RefSeq, a predicted model, not a curated record
AUGGCAAAUCAUCGAGCAUUGAUCACCUUCUGGUCCUCCCCGGCGUGUUCCUUCGGUUUGCACCAUGGAAGAGAAAUACUGCUCAGACCCACCGCCUACAUGGCGAACCGUCUGCUUCUUCAGAGGCGCCAGAAAGCUGCGAUAUCCACCGCCAAUCACGUAGGGAAAAAACCAGAUCGAUCUCUUUCAAAAAUUUCUGCAACUCUCAUUUCUACGAAAACUGGAGUCAAUGAUUCAGAUACAGUGGUGAUUUCCAAGCUUUGUGCAGUGAUGGAAGCUGUUGCCGACAGAGUGGAGUCUCACAAGAACAUAGGAGAGCAGCGGGACAACUGGAACUACCUCCUUCUCACCUCCAUCAACGCACUCACCCUCACUGCCACAACCAUUCUGGGAAUUGCAUCCUCCGGCGCAACCGGACCGCCCCUCGUGGCGCUUCGGUCGUCUUCCACGCUCAUGUUUGCUGCUGCUCUCGGGCUGUUGGCGGUGAUGAACGCCAUCCAACCCUCCCAACUCGCCGAAGAACAGCGAAACGCCGCGAGGCUGCUCACGCACCUGCAUCGACAAAUCCUAACCAUGGUGUUGCUUCGCGCUCCCACCGCCGCGGACUUGGAGGACGUGGUGGAGAGAGUUCUGGCCAUCGACAGGGCGUACCCUCUUCCCCUUCUCGGAGCAAUGCUUGAAAAGUUCCCGAAAACUAUGGAACCGGCGGUGUGGUGGCCGCCGCACCGGCAAAACCUUAACAAAAAUGAAACGAAAGUGGACAAAAACGGUUGGAGUGAAGAGUUGGAAGAGGAAAUGAAAGCGGUUCUUGAGGUUUUGAAAACUAAGGACAGCGCAGAUUACAUGGUGUUGGGUUCAAGAGCGCUUCUACUUCACAAGGUGUUGGCCAUUUCGGGGCCUGUGCUGACCGGCGUUGCGACGUUUGGGUCUGCUUUGGCGUCUCCUUUGGGGGUGGUGGCCGGAGCUUUGGCGAGCGCGGUGAACGCGGUGGAGCACGGGGGGCAAGUGGGGAUGGUGUUUGAGUUGUACCGGAGCACGGCCGGGUUCUUUAGGCUGAUGGAGGAGAUGAUAGAGUGGAAUGUUAACGAGGGAGACGUGGGGAGGAGGGAGAAUGGAGAGGUGUUUGAGAUGAAGGUGGCCGUGCAGCUGGGGAGGAGCGUGUCGGAGCUCCGGCAGCUGGCAUCUUCUUUCUCUUCCUCGUCGAGAAACGGGGAACCCUUUGAAGAGUGCGCCAGCAAGUUAUUUUGA